UAGUCUCUCCAGCUGGGCCUAGCCCUGAAAAAUCCACAACUGAUGUAAAACCAGAUUCCACAAACCCAGAUGCAGACAACUAGAGGAAGAAAAAAUGUCUGAGAAAAAAUCUUUACAGAAACCCAACGGCACCAAGAAAUCCAUGAGCCCAGUGAAGAACUCGCUUCAGGUCAAAGAAGAGGAGAGUGAAUAUUCUAAAAGCUAUUCCCAAAAGAUUUCUCUCUUGGAGAUAAACCCCUCAAUGAUGGAUGGACAUGGAUUACAGAUUGUUCCACCAAAGGACACACACCCCCUGCUUGUCCUGCUCAAUCCUAAAAGUGGGGGAAGACAAGGAGAAAGACUCCUUCGGAAAUUCCAAUAUCUGCUCAACCCCAGACAAGUUUACAACCUGGAGCAAUGGGGGCCUAUUCCAGGAUUGAAUUUUUUCCGUGGCGUGCCAAAUUUCCGUGUGCUUGUUUGUGGAGGAGAUGGGACUAUAGGUUGGGUACUGGAUUGUAUCGAUAAAAUUAAUUUUGUCAAACAUCCAAAAGUGGCAAUCCUGCCUCUUGGAACAGGAAAUGACCUUUCCAGGUGUCUCCGUUGGGGAAGAGGUUACGAAGGUGGCAAUUUGAUGAGACUGCUAAAGGACAUUGAGCAAAGUUCCGAGGUGAUGCUGGAUCGGUGGCAACUUGAAAUCAUCCCCAAAGACAAGGACAGUAAAGGGGACCCUCUUCCACACUGCGUGUUCAAUAACUAUUUCUCUAUUGGUGUGGAUGCCUCCAUUGCCCACAAAUUCCACCUCAUGCGAGAGAAAUACCCUGAAAAAUUCACGAGCAGGAUGAAGAAUAGGCUGUGGUACUUUGAAUUUGGCACAACAGAAACCUUUGCUUCAACCUGCAAAAAGCUGCAUACCUUCAUAGAGGUGGAGUGUGACGGCAUCACCCUGGACCUCGGGGGUACCUUGCUUGAGAGCAUCGCCAUACUCAACAUCCCCAGUGCAUAUGGAGGCACCAACCUCUGGGGAGAGGACAAGAGGCAGCGGGGCAUGUCCCUAGAAGAGAAGAAGAGUUCAGGGAACUCUCGGAGAACAACGAUCACGGACCCCAAGGAGCUGAAGUUCUGUAUCCAAGACUUCAGUGAUCAUCUUCUAGAAGUGGUGGGACUGGAGGGAGCCAUGGAGAUGGGGCAAAUCUACACUGGACUGAAGAAUGCUGGGAAGAGGCUGGCUCAGUGCACCUCUGUUACCAUCAGGACAACCAAGAUGUUGCCUAUGCAAGUGGAUGGGGAGCCCUGGCUGCAGGCACCCUGCACGGCUAAAAUCACCCACAAAAACCAAGUGCCCAUGUUGCUGGGGCCACCUCCGAAGCCUAGCUUCUUCUUCCUCAAGAAGCAAUGUGACCGGGACUUCUGAAGGGAGUGCCAGAGGCCUCAAGCCAACCCAGGAGAUUUGGAAACUGAGGUCCAGAGACAUCAUAGCCUCCUAGACUUGGAAAUGGAACUCCAACUCCCUUAUUUCAUAAAAGAGCCAAGUGAGGCCCAAGGCCACCAAGUGAGUUAUUAGAACCAGGAUUCAAACUCCCAAGUGUUCCGCCACCAAGUCCAGUCUACCUCCCACUGUACUAAAGUUGACUGCUCUGAGGUCACCCUCCCUACACUUAACAUUUGCAAGAUGACUCCCCUCCAGAUGUUUUAUCACCCAGAUUAAAGAGAUCUUUUUGAGGAACAGGAAAGGCUGGUGGGGUGAGGAGACUGUGAAGUACGCGCUACGGAGCAAUCCUGGAUUUAAAAGAAAAUUGCUGAAGUGAGCUUCAUUUUGAGGAGAAGCAGGCCUUGACUGAAACGGGGAGCAGUGGGCCUGUUGUACAUGGCGUGAAUUAGAAUCUCGAGGCUUCCAGAUUCAAAGAAACCUCGGAGAAUAUUUAAUCUAACAUAGCUGAACUGGAAUUAAUUCUUCAAUAAAUGGUCAUUCAAACCCUGCUUGAAAACCUUGGGCAAUGGAAAGCUCAUUCCCUACCCCCGAGACACUCAACUCCAUUUUUGGAUAGCUGUCACCAUUAGGAAGUUUUUCCUUACUUCAAGCCAAAAUCUGCCCUUUUUCUACUCCUACUCAUUGCUCUAGCUUCUGACUUCUCGUGCCAAGGAAAACAAAUCUAAGCAUGAUGGCUCUUAAAAUACUUGCAGACAACUAUUAUCUUCCCACCAAGACCACUCCCAAAUCUUCUCUUGUCAAGACUGAACAUCCCCAGUUCUUCAAAAGGUUCUUUCUUGGGCAUGCCCACCAGUGCCCUCACCAAGCUGGUUUCCCUUCUCCUGGUGUACACUCUACCUUGUCAAUGUCCUUCCUUCAGUUUGGCUCCCAGAACUGACCCCAGUGCUCCGUUCAUAGACUGACCACUGCAGAAUACUGCAUGCAGGAGUCUCACCUCACUCAUUUUGGGCAUUAUACCCUCUCUUCAUGAAGCUUAGUAUGGCAUUCCAGUUUCCGGCUGCCAUGUUGUAUUGUUGACUUAAUGUUGAACUUGCAGUACAUGAAAACUUACAGACUAAUUGCAGCUGGUCAUUCAAUUAUUUGAGCCCAAAUGAGCUUAGAUUAAACAAAAAAAUGUGUCCUGAUUAAAUUUCCUCUUAUUAGAUUCCAUGUGUUAUUCCAUGCUAACAGUAUCUUUUUGGAUACUUACUGUCACAUCCAAUGGAUUGCCGAACCCUCCCAAAUCUGUGUUACUCAUCAGUUUGAAAAGCAUUCGAUCCAAGACAUUGAUAAAAAAAAAAUGUUUAACCCCAUGGUUAAACUCCAAUUCCUGGAAAGAAUUUGAAAACAUAUUUUUGCACACAGUUGUCUGCAAGCACUUAGAAAAAGGAAGUAGGGAUCAUUGUGAGCUAGCAUGGGUUCAUUAGGGCUAUCAUGUAAAUCUGGCCUUAUUAUUUCUCUUGACAAUGUGAAUAGCGUGGUAGGUUAAGAGGAUGCCAAUGAAAGGCUGUACCUGGAUGUUAACAAGGUAUCUGACAAUUGUUCAGUUGUUUCAGGUGUGUCUGACUCUUGGUGACCUCAUUUGGGGUUUCCUUGGCAAAGAUACU
Messenger RNA from Phascolarctos cinereus (koala), 3054 nucleotides. NCBI's taxonomy places the organism in Eukaryota, Metazoa, Chordata, Mammalia, Diprotodontia, Phascolarctidae. The record is from RefSeq and is a predicted model, not a curated record.